Populus trichocarpa (black cottonwood) is the source of this 2835-nucleotide messenger RNA. RefSeq names its product two-component response regulator-like APRR9. The record is from RefSeq and is a predicted model, not a curated record. Gene Ontology annotation, biological process: cytokinin-activated signaling pathway; phosphorelay signal transduction system. NCBI's taxonomy places the organism in Eukaryota, Viridiplantae, Streptophyta, Magnoliopsida, Malpighiales, Salicaceae. Bases 310 to 2391 code for a protein of 693 amino acids. Gene Ontology annotation, molecular function: protein binding. The transcript has 8 exons.
UCAAAAAACUAAACCAAAACACACAAUCGAAAUAAAAGGAAAAGAAAAUCCUCCUGGUGAAGAAGAUAUUUUUCGCGGUUCUCGCGGCUGUGAGUGAAAGUUGGAAAUCAAGAGGCGGUUUUUACUAUCUCGUUUAGGAUGAGGUUAAUUUCGUUUUAGCACACUCUCUCCUCUCUUUUCCUUCCUGCUACUACCACGACUACGGACUACUGUUUUCAUUUUGAAUUUUCUGCAGAAAUUAGGUUUGUUUGUUGCGUUGAUUUUUAAGUUCAGAUUUUGUUUUCUCUGCGAGUAAUAGCGUAUUUGAGAAUGGGUGAGGUUGUGGUGAGUAGCAGCAGUGAAGAGGUGGAGGGGAUGGCGGUGGAGUUAGAGACAGAGAAGAAGGAUAUUGGAUCAUCGGAGGUGGUUCGAUGGGAAAAGUUUCUACCAAGGAUGGUGCUCAGCGUUCUUUUGGUUGAAGCUGAUGAUUCUACUCGUCAGAUUAUUGCUGCUCUUCUCCGAAAAUGCAGUUACAGAGUUGCUGCUGUUCCUGAUGGAUUAAUGGCAUGGGAGACUUUGAAGGGUGGACCUCAUAACAUAGAUCUCAUAUUAACUGAAGUGGAGCUGCCUUUAAUAUCAGGAUAUGCACUUCUUACUUUGGUCACGGAGCAUGCUGUUUGCAAAAACAUUCCUGUCAUAAUGAUGUCUUCACAAGAUUCAAUUAGCAUGGUUCUGAAGUGCAUGUUAAAAGGAGCAGCUGACUUUCUCAUUAAGCCUGUUAGGAAGAAUGAAUUGAGGAACUUGUGGCAGCAUGUUUGGAGGAGGCAAACUCUAAGUGCUGGACAAAUCCCUCAAAACUUGCAUAAAGUCGAGGCCUCAUCUGAAAUCAACGCUGCAAGCAAUGGUUCGAGUGACUCUGUGAUGUCUUCGCGGAAAAAUAAGGAUUGCAGCGAGAAAGGGUGUGAUGCCCAAAGCUCUUGUACGACCCCUUGCUUGGAAGCUGAGAGUGCUCACAUGCAAAAUAUGCAGGGACUUUCACAGAUGAAGUAUAGGAGUGCUUCAAAUCUGAGCAACACAGAUAGAGAGGAGUUCGAAGAGUGUGCCAAAUUAGAUAAAAGCCCUGUAACUCCUGAGAACAAGACUGGAGAAAGGCCGAACCGAAUGGAGUCAGAUGGAGAACCGUGCAGUGGAGCUUAUAAUCCAACUUCUUUGAGACUGCUAGAAGAGCACGCUUGUGCCAAGUCAGCAAUUCAAGAUGAAAAUUCGAGGCCAGAAAAUGACAGGGGGCUUGCUAAUAGCUCCUUUGGCUGCGAUGAUGUACCUUUUGAAUCCUCAAGUGGAGCCAUUGACUUGAUUGGUACCUUAAAUAAUGGUCCAAAGACCACAUAUGUACACUCUAGUUUACAUUAUGGCACAAACAAGUUCGAAUUUGCUCCACAGCUUGAACUCUCUCUCAAAAGAUUGUAUCCCAGCAGCUCAAAGAACCAGGGGGUAGAUGAAAGACAUGCACUGAACCAUUCCCAUGCCUCAGCCUUCUCAUGGUACAAUAGCAAGACAUUGCAACCUCCUUUUCCAGCAUCUGCCAGUAAUGGUUCUGAUUCCAAGGAAGAAGCCAGCAAGUCUCCUGAGCUGUCAUCCAAUCAACAUGCUCAAAACAUUAAUUCUAUUUCUCAGAGACAUGGUGCCACUUUGAGUGGGAAUCAAGAUAUGACCAUUCCAAUCAUUGGCCAAUCUGGGAAGGCUGAAUUAGCAUAUCCAAGCCCUCGACAUGGAUUGAUUCCUGUUCGAAGGGGAAUGCUCGACAAUAUAUCUACCGAAUACGGUCAUGAUUUCUCCCCUCUAUAUUAUACUCAAUCAAGUGCAGCAUGGAGUCCCAAACUUGCUGGGUGGCAACAGUCUCCAUAUCCUCUUAGUACCUCAAUUCAUUCAAAUCCUGAUAUUCAUGAUUCUGAGAAAAAUCACAGGUGUUCUGAUGAAACUACUUACAACUCUGUUGACCAAAAUGAUCAUCAGCAGAACAAUAAGGGACCUGCGGAUGAAGUGAGACAUGACUCACCUGCUGCUGGUCAGAGUACUGGUGGUUUAUGUAAUGGUGUUAUCAAUCAUAAUAAGAGCAGUGCAUAUGAAAGCUUUGGCAGUAGAGAUGAUGGAAAUGCCAAAGAGAAGGCCAUGGCUCAAGAUAAUUUGAAUGAUGGGGACAACUUCAAUCGUGAUGGUUUUAGAGGGAUAGAUUCCCUUCGCUCCAGCCAAAGAGAAGCUGCUCUAACAAAGUUCCGACUGAAGCGGAAAGAUCGAUGCUAUGAGAAAAAGGUUCGAUACCAAAGCCGGAAAAGACUGGCAGAGCAACGUCCUCGGGUGAAAGGACAGUUUGUUCGUCAAGUGCAAAAUGAUUCCCCAAUUGCUAAUGGUUGACCAUGAAAUUCAUCAUCACACGCCUGUUUAUUGCUAUCAUGUGCCUUGAACUUUUGGAAAUUAUGGCAUGACCAUGGUGAGAUAAGAAUGUGUUUGCAAGCUUCUUUGCCUUUGGGUCUAAUGACAGUAUGGUUCUAACUGUAAUUUUUGGGUCUAUUGAAAGGGUAGACUUGUAAUUAUGGGGUAAGGCUAUCUGAAUCCUCUUCUACUCUGGUUAUUUUGUUUGCUUGCUCAGUAGAUGACUGACUCAUAGUAGUUAGAGAGCUUUAAUAUCGUGGUAAUUUGCGUUGAUAGUAUAAAAAUGGGCUUGUUUAUUAAGUUAGCUAUGUCAGUAUUGUAUCAUAUGAUUGCUGAGCAGCUUCCACAUUGUCUGGCGAAAAUUUAUGUACUCAUCAACCUUGCUUUCUGUUGCUCUUCUAUAAAAUAUGUUUGAAUUCCUGGUGA